GAGGUAGGGAGACGGGAUGGGAACUGGCCGGGCUCACCAUACAAGCAGCGUCUUGUCUCCAGUUAAUCAGGGUCAAGCUACCCUUUAAGUGGCUUUUUCGACUAGUGAGCACUUAGUACUCAUGAUGACGCGUUCUGGCCACGUCACUACAGUCCACAAGGAAGAGCCGCCCCCAGUGUUCACCCGCACAGAGGCCAAGAAUAAUUAUCAAGAAAUCCCCAAGGCGGUGGUGAAACGUCACGGAGGAGCGUCAGGUGUACAAGGUCGCGAGCUCUCGUCUCGUGGAAACCUCCAACACCCACCCUGAGGAAUCCCUGGAAGGAAGUUGGAGUAUCCGUACACCCUCGGAACCCACGACGGCAGAGGGCUCCGAGCUCAGGCGUCUGGGCACAAGGCCGCGCGUCCGACGUUCGGGAGUUAAUUCUGCGUCCCCCUUCCCCGUCGCCAGGUGGCGCCUUAUGGCUAGGUCGGCGGUAAGUCUGUAGACGGCGCCCGCUAAACCGAGAACGAAUCCUACGGUUCGGCGGAAAGAAAGAAGCAAGGCACUUUGUAGUUCUCACCCCACCUUCCCAAAAGUCUUUUUGUGGCGCAGGUCUGAGGGGAACUCCAGGUAUCCAACCGCACUCAAGCGUCCUUCCCGCCGGCUCAGCGUGGGACCGGUAUCCCGGCGUCCUCUCGGCCUGCGCUGCGGGGUGCAGCCGCUCUGGCCCGCGGCCGGCAUCUCUGUGGUGCAGACAGAGGCGGGCGGGGAGGGGCGGGGCCUCCGUUCGCGCCACGGGCUUCAGCCGCGAGAGCAGAUGGUGGGUGCGGCUGAGCUGCUCGAGGAACCCGGCGGGAGGGGCACGGUCUGGACGCCGCCAAACUGCGUCCUGAGGUGGGAGGCCAGAGGCGGGGACCAGCUGAACCUGAAGUCUGGAAGAUCCAGGUUCCCGAUGGGGAGGGCGUGCAGGAGCAGCCGACUUGCGGGACCCGAGACUGUCGGAGUGCUCAGUCCUUACUGGUCGGUGGCCCCGGGAUCUGGGCGGUCCCUGCACCGCCCUUCGGCUUCAUCCCGCCUUCUUGGUCCCUUAGGCGUCCUGCCCUUGCCAAGGUUUCUCGCCCCUCGCGUUUCCCAGGCUCAGGGCUGAGUGCCGGGGGUCUUGCCGGAGCUGCCCGUUUUCAUUUUAACAGCGUGAGAGCCCUUAAUGCGCCCCUGCUCCUGGAGGCGUGAUUGUGAUGAGUGUAACAGGCUCCCUUCCCUGCGGACGGAGGGGUUUCCUACCCUAUUUUCCUAAUAGACAUUUUAAAAAUUACUGCAUCACGCCAACCUUGGGAAAGAAAGACUUUGGGAAUUUGCCAAGACUUGCUGAAAUUCAGAAUUGCUGAGGAUUUGCUUACCUGCUUACCCCUUGUAUUAAUAAAGUAAAAUAUUAAGGAACCUGCCCAACAAAAGUGAGUAUGUAAAGUAAACAUAAAGCUGUUUGACAAUUUAAGAGGUUCUGAAGUUCAUUCUGUUUGUAGGGGGAGGAGCAGGAAGUGAAAAAGGAAAAAGGAAAAUGGGACGCUUAGUUAAUCGAAAUAUCUGCACCAAUAAUUGGAGUGGAAUAGAUGUCAGAAUUGUGUUUCUGGGACCAUAAUUAUUUAUACCUUUCUUGAAAAUAGAAACUAUUGUUUUAGUUAUCUAUUCUUGCAUAACAGAUUACCCCCCAAACUUAGAGGCUUACAGCUGAACAUUUAUUAUCUCACUGUAUGUGGGCCAGGACUUGAGAAGAGGCUUAGCUGAGUGGUUUUGCUCAGGGUCUCAUGAAGUUGUAGUCCAAAUGGUGGCAGGGCUGCAGGCAUCUGAAAACUUGACUGGGGCUGAAGGAUCUGCUUCCAAGUUCACUCAAUUGAGAUUUUGUUCCUUUCUCAUCAAGCAAGUUGUUUAAACUUUCCAUUUAAAAUGCAUUUUGUGCUGCCCCAUUAUGUGUAUCUGUUCCUAUUUGUAAACCACAAAAUAGUUAUUUUCUAUAUAGUAAGUUUUUCUUUUUCAGGUCACUUUAAAUUUGGAUCAUCAUUUAAAUACAUGAAGUGAUCUUCUGAUGUUUCACUUUGCUCGUGACACUUUACUGGCUGCUUGAUCCUUUUAGUAUCUGGACUCAUCAAGUAAAAUGUAAGGGUGACUGGGAAUGUAAACAAGAAGAAGCUGUGUGUCUCCCGAUGGCUGUCAGUACAUGCUAACGUAGUGUUGGUGAUGGCAUCCGAGACUGAGAAGACCCAUGCUUUGCUCCAGUCUUGCAGCCCUGGAUCUCUUAUUUCCAGCCUUGGUCUGGGGCUGUUUUGCUUCGUGGCUGAUAGACUUCUUCAGUUUUCCGUAAUUCAACAAAAUGACUGGCUUCGAGCCCUCUCAGAUAACUCAGUACAUUGUAUGAUUGGCAUGUGGUCCUGGGCAAUAGUCAUCGGAAUCAAGAAGAAGACUGACUUUGGAGAAAUCGUUUUAGCUGGAUUUUUAGCCUCUGUUAUUGAUGUAGAUCACUUUUUUCUAGCUGGAUCCCUGUCUUUAAAGGCUGCUCUGGCUCUUCCUCGAAGACCUUUCCUUCACUGUUCUACUGUGAUACCCGUUGUGGUUCUGACCCUGAAGUUUACUAUGCACCUUUUCAAGCUCAAAGACUCAUGGUGCUUUCUUCCCUGGAUGUUAUUUAUAUCCUGGACCUCACACCAUGUCCGAGAUGGAAUUCGCCAUGGCUUGUGGAUGUGCCCAUUUGGAAAGACUUCUCCUUUGCCAUUCUGGCUUUAUGUAAUCAUCACAUCGUCUUUACCUCACAUCUGUUCAUUCAUUAUGUAUUUCACAGGGACCAGACAGAUGAUGUCUUCAAAACAUGGAAUUCAUAUUGAUGUCUGAGGUAACCAUGUGGCAGUCUUAGAGGAGCACUGGUUGAGACAAUGAUAUUUAAGGAUUGCCAACAUUAAAGUGAAUUUUUAAAAAGGUGUUAGGUACUUAACAUUAAUUACUAGAAUUCCUGAGUCCUCUUGCUCAAGAGGCAUGUACAAUUUUUAAAAAUUAUAUAUUUGUUGUAUUCCUCUUUUCCGUAACACUCCAGUGCAAUAUUAGAGUUUUGUUUAUUCCAUGAUACAUUUGUAUUUUUCUUCUAUUUAUCUGGCUUUACUAAUGUUAUUAGAUUUACAUCUAGUUAAGUUUUCUGGAAGUAUGCUUUUAAGGUAGUUCAUUUCCUGGUGAGAAACAGCUCACAUUUUAGGAUGACUGAUUUGUGAAAAGUUAACAUUACAUUUGGAGCCACAGUUUCCUGAGAUGGUGAAACAAUGAAAUGGGCAAAGUAUAUGAGAUUAUAAGUAAGAUGUAUAGUGAAUGCUAACAUUUCUUUAUGGCACAUAUUUUGAUCCUGACUGAAGUUUAAUUUGCUAAGGGCUUUAGUCAGUUUUGACUACUGGCAGAGUCUUGUUUCAAUGCACUUAUGUUAUAAUAUUCACAAAAGACAGUAACAUGAGACCUAGGCUGUUGUUUCAGAAAUAACUUCAGGAAAUAAUUACUGUAAUAUGUUGGCUCUAAUAACAUCUUACCAAAGUAUUAUUUUUUCAGUAUCUCUGCCCCCAGAUCUCGUAUGUUGGAGUUUUAACUGUUUUGAAAAACAUACCUAAACAUAACAAAAUAUUUGUUCAAAAUUAACAUUAACAAAAUAUUGAUACUUGCUCAUAACCAUAGAAUUCACACAAAAAGGACUUGAAUCAAUGUCAUUUCAAAUGUAAACGCCUGAAUGUACCAUUAAAAUUAUUUGUUGCUGUCAAUUUGUUUAUGUACUAUUCUAAAAUAUUACACCAGUUAAAUUGUUUUUUUAAAUGUGCCUGAUACUGAGAAACAAAACUUUUUUUUUUUCCAGAAUAAAGUAGUUUUAGGAAAUUGGCUAUUUCCUUUGUUCUUUCAGGUUGAUCGUCUGUAAAAAAUGAUUAACCUUUAUUAGAGAAGGAAAAUUGAGUUGCUGUAAGUUUCACAUUUGCACAGUUUAAUGUUACUUUGAUAUAAUAGUCAGUGCCCCAGAAGUACCUGCUUUUUUGUGGCAUUUGUACCAUCUGCUGUCUUCAGAUUUUCUUACAUAUUUGUGUUCUGUCAUGCUGAUGCUUGUGUGCCUUAUUCUCUGACAAGGGAUGAAGCAAUGCCUUAUCCAAAGCAGAUUUUUCAUGUUUAUUAAACAGAGUUCUGUAAAUUGUUACAAAGGGGCAAGCUCUUUAGUUUUUCCUUUUGUUUUUAACCAGUUGGUUGCAGUCUCUUAUGUUUUACAAUUUAUUAGAUCUUACAGUCUGUUACUGUCUUUGGAGAGCAAUUAUUGUGUCAGUUUGGUUGGUUUCAUAGUAUUAUAUAGUGGGGUAAAUUUGAUUUAAGGAAGAGAUUUUUUUUAAGUGUAUGAUUUUAGAAAUCCAUGGAAAUAAAGCAUAUAUAUUGUGUAACUUUUUCUGACUAAAUUAUAAAACACUCCCUUUUUUUCCCUCUCCAUACUAAACAAAGGAAUAUCAUAAAAUUAAAGGGCUUUAUUUAAGAAUGUCACAUUGGCAUUUGGGGGGUUGUCCCAACUUUAUUAGAAUGGGAAUCCACUUUGACCAUGACUCCUUGCUUAAACAGUAACUGCAAAUUUUAAAUGUGGUUUAGCUUUGUUCCUACCUCUGCUGUCAGUAAUGUUUCUUUCCUCUAAAUGGUCUCUGAAAGCUGUGAUUAUACCCUCCAGAAAUAUAGCAACCAAUUUCCCAUGCCACCAUUCUGUUCCUUUUUUUUAGUGAAAGAGUUUGUGUCAAUACAAC
Messenger RNA from Camelus dromedarius (Arabian camel), 4767 nucleotides. RefSeq names its product transmembrane protein 267 (gene TMEM267). The coding region runs from base 2213 to 2860 and encodes 215 amino acids. The record is from RefSeq and is a predicted model, not a curated record. The transcript is spliced from 4 exons. Lineage: Eukaryota; Metazoa; Chordata; Mammalia; Artiodactyla; Camelidae.